UAGCAUAUUUUUGGCAUUGCCGUGUGUUCACUAUCGCCUGGCAACCCUUUCUGAUGCGCAACAGUUGUCAAAUUUGUGCAUCUGUUUUAUUUUGGAUGCUUUUUGGAUUUUUGCGGUAAUUGAAAUGGCUGAGACAUCUGAAAAGAAGUGGAGCCAUGAAAGGAAAAAGCUCCUUUUGGAAGUGCGUCUACGCCAUGAACCGGAUUUUUGUGCCAAAAAAAAGAAAAGGAGUGCUAUUUGGGAGCAAAUAAUGCGGGAGAUUAAGGAGGUCGAGGGCACAUUUCCCUUUUCAAGAGAUGAAGCAACCAGAUGUUUUAUAAAUCUAAUGGGCACAUACAAAAGAAUUAAGAAACGCAAUAACACAUCUGGCGAGAGUUCCACGAACUGGGAAUUUUUCGAUGUCAUGGAUGAGGUGUUUGGCAGCCGUAGUAGCGUUCAGGUGCCCAGUGAAAUGCUUGAAUGUUCUCUAGAAUCCUUGGUGGAAGAUUUGACAAGCGAUAGCCCGUUGACACCCACCGAUUCCCACGCGCCAAUGAACUUAGAUGCUACACCUUCAGAAAACACUACUCAAAGGUUUGCUAUAAAACGAAAACGAUGCGAAGUUCUGGAGUUUUUAAGUAAAGAGUCUGAGGCAGAUGCCAAAGUGAUGAAAAAACUCUUGGACAUCGAAGCAGAAAAAAUUGCGGUGGAGAAGGAGAAAGUAGCUGAGCUGAAGGAAAUCCGUGCCUUAUUUCAGAGAAUUGUAGACAGGUCUCAAUAA
Bactrocera dorsalis (oriental fruit fly) is the source of this 760-nucleotide messenger RNA. RefSeq lists its product as uncharacterized. Lineage: Eukaryota; Metazoa; Arthropoda; Insecta; Diptera; Tephritidae. The coding region runs from base 125 to 760 and encodes 211 amino acids. The transcript is spliced from 2 exons. The record is from RefSeq and is a predicted model, not a curated record.